This is a messenger RNA of Mesocestoides corti, 762 nucleotides long. Lineage: Eukaryota; Metazoa; Platyhelminthes; Cestoda; Cyclophyllidea; Mesocestoididae. The record is from the annotation of a GenBank genome assembly.
AUGGGCAAUUCGAGAUACUUUUUAGUCAAGGUUGAAUUGGAAGUGCCGGAGUUGAUUCAAACAUCGUGUGUACUGGCGGGAGUUCGACGUUUAAUGUGUACACCUAAAGCACUUUCUGAAGAAGAAGCUGCCUUGUAUGAUCGUCAGAUUCGAUUGUGGGGCCUAGAAGCACAGUCAAAAUUAAAACGUGCUAAGUUACUGCUCUUAGGCCUGUCACCAGUGGCUGGGGAAAUCAUUAAAAAUAUUGUCCUUUGUGGCAUUAGUACUCUGACGAUUGCAGAUAGAAAGACCGUUACUGAAGAUGACAUUGAACACUGCUUUUUGUAUGAGGAAUCGCACUUUGGGCAGCUGUUUGUUCAGUACCCGUCUAUUAAAGAAUUAUUUGACCUCACCUGGCGUGGUGAGCAGGCCUCAAGAUUGUCUGCGAAACGGAUGCCUAAGGGCUUUUUUCUAGCGCGCUUGAUCUCUCAAGUAAAUGGCCCCAUUACAAGUCAGGCCCUUCAAGAUGCGUGGUACAAUGUGGCAGAAGAUCUAGGUGUACCAACGACACUGUUAUCCAUCGAGGAUUUUGAGUCUUGUUGUGGAAUGUCAAGCGUCGCUAUAAAUGCUAUCAUUGGUGGAAUCAUUUCUCAAGAAGUUAUUCAGGGCCUGUCGCAUAAAGGCACACCAAAGGGCAACUGGUAUUUUAUGGACGGAAGAACGUGUGAAGUUACCGUCCUCUGGAUUCCAUCUCGCGCACAACGCCCUGAUUCCAGCUCGUAG